Molecule: messenger RNA, 2122 nt
Organism: Homalodisca vitripennis (glassy-winged sharpshooter)
Lineage: Eukaryota; Metazoa; Arthropoda; Insecta; Hemiptera; Cicadellidae
Product: phenoloxidase-activating factor 2-like
Exons: 7
Coding region: 121-1269 (382 amino acids)
Biological process (GO): proteolysis
Molecular function (GO): serine-type endopeptidase activity
Source: RefSeq, a predicted model, not a curated record
GAUUCGAUUAACAGUGCUGUGGCCGCGCGCGCGCUGUACAGCUUGGAGUUGUUGGUCCGCUGUCCGCUGUUCCCGGUCCUGUUCUGCAGUUCCUACCGUCCGUCGCGCUGAUCGGUCAAGAUGCAUAAGUGGCUGCUUGUCGCUGUGGGGGUUAUCCACGUCCUGACCGCCCCCGGCAUCGCUGCCCCUCAGGAGGAUGUUGACGCCGCUAUCGCCGAAGUAUUCGGCUCCGAGCCUACCGCCUCUGUGCCGCCUUCAGACCAGGACAAUAUGGUCAGCUGCGAAUGUGUUCCCUUCUACAUGUGCAAGAACGAGACAUCUGAGGACUUCUAUGGAGAAGAUGUGAUAGAUAUCAGGUUCGGAGAGUCUGGCUGCACUCAUUAUCUAGAGAAGUGUUGUCCAGUGAGAUCCACACUGCCAGAACCACCACGCACUCCAAAACCGUCACCCGCAGACCUCAGGUGUGGUGUCAGGCAUGACCAGGGAGUCGGCUUCAAGAUCAUUGGCGGGAUGGAGAACGAAGCCAACUACGGCGAGUUUCCCUGGAUGGUAGCUCUGCUGAGGAGGGAUCCGGUGGACGAGAAGGUGUCUCUCAAGGUGAUGGAGUGUGGAGGCUCCAUCAUCCAUCCCCAGGUCAUCCUCACAGGUGCACAUUGCGUCAAGGGGAAAAAGAACCUCAUCGUAAGGGCCGGUGAGUGGGACACAAAGACGGACAAGGAGCAGUACCCCACGCAGGACAGGCUCGUGACGCGGAUAAUACUUCAUGAUCAGUACUACGCAGGAGGACUCCACAACGACGUCGCUCUCCUUCUGCUGGAAUAUCCCCUGGAGCUGAAUCCUGUAGUGGGCACUAUCUGUCUGCCUGUCCAAGAUGAGAAUAUGAACGGUCGUAACUGCACUGUCACCGGCUGGGGAAAGGAUGUCUUCGGCAACAAGGGGAAGUACCAGGAGAUCUUGAAGAGAGUGGAACAGCCUAUCAUCCCUCGAGGUCCGUGCCAGAGUACAUUGCGGAAGACUCGCCUCGGGCCUCGCUUCAAACUUCACAAAAGCCUUCUCUGUGCAGGCGGGCAAAUAGGGAAAGAUGCCUGUAAGGGUGACGGAGGGGGUCCGCUGGCAUGCCCCAGCAUGCAGGAUCCAGACUUGUACGUACAGGCUGGGAUCGUGGCCUGGGGUAUCGGCUGCGGGACCGAAGUUCCAGCUAUCUAUGUCAACGUCGCUCAGUUCCGAACUUGGAUAGACGAUAAGAUCGCCUCUCUUAAUCUCGUCUGAUUUGGAAAUCGUGAUAGAGAUAUUUAUCAACAGUGAACUGCCUGAAGAGGAUGCACAAUAGCUACAGUCCAUCAAAACAUGGCCAAUUGUAACGAUUACUUGUAUCGAUAUACAAUGAAACAUUCAAAUGAGUGUUGAGAAAUUGUAUUUUGGAAGAUUAAUAUGCACUUUUGUCUCGUUGUUCUUGUAACUUGAUCAAAAAGCUUACAGACUUCAAAAUUCUAAUUCCAAGAAAGGCCAGAAUUUAAAAUUUACAAAUGAACUUUUAUUACAAUAAGACAUUUUCUUGUUCAGUAUUAAUUUGGAGUGGGCCUAAAUUUAGUAAUGUUUCCAGUAAGAGUGGGAUGUAAGGUCAUCUAAGAACAUUUGCCACUCCAGAUGAUUUUGUUCGUUAUAUGCUGAGGAUUUUUUAACUGUGUCAAGAUAUAAUUUAUACCAAAGAAACUCUUUAACCGGGAACUCAAUUAUCUGGACUUCAAACCUAUCCAGACCAACAGAAUGUAAUAAAUGUAUAGUUUCUGGGAGAUUUUUCAAUUUCUAGUUACAAUUUGUUAACUGACUUAUUCUUAAUACCUAUUUCAUGGGUAAACUUAAAUUGUGUUCAUUAAUCUUGAUACAAUUAAGUAUAGUUUGAAGUUUCCGUGCUGUCAAAGUGUAUUUAAACUUAGGUAAGACUGAUUUUAAUGUAAUUUAGGUAAUAUAGGAUGCGUAGUUGUAAGCUUUUAGGUUUCCAUUGCAUCUGCUACCCUAAACACGAACAUUCAAAAUUUCAAGUACCCAAUCGUGUCUUUUUUGGGACAACCAUUUACAUCGUACUGCGAUAUCUCUUAAUAAAUGUAUUAUAUUAAAUUAA